Messenger RNA from Daphnia magna, 783 nucleotides. RefSeq lists its product as uncharacterized. Lineage: Eukaryota; Metazoa; Arthropoda; Branchiopoda; Diplostraca; Daphniidae. Bases 156 to 665 code for a protein of 169 amino acids. The record is from RefSeq and is a predicted model, not a curated record. The transcript is spliced from 3 exons.
GAUAGUUACUUCGCCCUUGAGCGCUGUUUCAACCCUCUAGACCAGCUGCAUCUUUUUCUUUUGGUAGGAAAUGGAUCCCCAAAGGAGCAAAAGAUGAUAAUGGGAACGUCCGUCAGCUAUGGUUUAGUUUUUGCUAGUCGUUCGGCAUAGACACAAUGGAAAAUCACCCAUUAGUUAUUGUUUCAAAGGAAGUAUUCCUAGAUCAGGCAUCUAAAUUUAAGAGGAAAAAGGAGAUACCAGAAAAUUGUGCAUUUUGUGAUGAAAUUCUUCAUCCAUUUGGAAUAACUUUCGACGUUAACAAAAUGGAUGUCCACGUGUGGUGUCAUAACUGUGGGAAGAAGAAUUCAUGUGGCACGAUUCGGAAAAAACAAUUUGUAUUAUCCUCUUUGCCAGUUGAAAAACGUCUAGUCGGAUACCAGUUUGGGAAUAAAUCUCAAGGAGGACCAUCAGGAUGUCUGCCCGUGACAAAGUCUUUUCGUUCGCUUCGCAAUCUUGGAAAACAAAGCAUGCUAUUACAGUCAGAGGGGAAGCAAUCACUGCCCAAGCCGCCCGAAACCGAAAAAUCAAGACCAUCUUUUAAUCGCCUAACUCCAAAGGAAAUUUCCCGAUUAAUGUGUUUGGAAGCUAUUCGAAAAAAACGGGAGAAGCUUGCUGUAAAAUGUUAAACUUCGUGGCGCCAAAUCUAUACCACCAUUGUUUUAUCUCAUUGUCUGUUCUGAUCAUAAUUUACUUACAAUUUAAUAUUUUUUAAGUAUGAAUAAUAAACAAAAUAACCUAGAUAAA